AUGCUGUUCACUAUCGGCCUCACCGCGUUAGCUCUAGCCUCUGCGGCUUUUGCUCAAACUGUGGUCGUAGUGGGCUCAGCGCCAACUUCGGGGGGAGGUAUCUUCCAAUACGCUCCCAAUAAUUUCAAAGCGACCAACGGCACUGUCAUUACUUUCCGCUUUUCUGGAGCGCCAGGAAACCACACCGUCACUCAAUCAACGUUUUCCGAUCCGUGCAAUCCCCGUCCUGGAGGAUUCGAUUCCGGUUGGGUUUUCAUACCUGCCAGUCCUCCUCUCUCCGCAACGCCUGAGUGGAAUUUGACGAUCACGGAUGACUCUAAGCCUAUUUGGUUCUACUGCAAGCAGAUUUUACCCAGUUUUCAUUGCUCAUCUGGAAUGAUUGGAGCUAUCAACGCACCCGCAACAGGCGACAACACCUUCGCAGCGUUCCAGGCCAACGCCAAAGCAUUCAAGGGCACCCCCAACCAAGGUGAAGGAGGUUUAGUUGGCAUUGGUGCAUCCGCCUCAGCACCGGUUGGCCCUGUUCCUAGCGGGGCACACCUUUACACUGCUGCUCCUCUGCCCAUUUCGAGCACUCUGUCCAUUUCGAGCGGUAAAGCCGCUUCUACUGUCACCGCUCCUCCAAUGACCAGUCUUGCAUCUACGCCAGCUACUUCAGCUCCCGCUAAGGGCAGCGGCGCGUCUGCUCUAUCGACGAGCUCGCUGGUCGCUUUCAUGGCCGUUGCCGUUGGGUUCGUGCUGGCAUGA
This is a messenger RNA of Laccaria bicolor S238N-H82, 747 nucleotides long. RefSeq lists its product as uncharacterized. Bases 1 to 747 code for a protein of 248 amino acids. The transcript has 6 exons. Lineage: Eukaryota; Fungi; Basidiomycota; Agaricomycetes; Agaricales; Hydnangiaceae. The record is from RefSeq and is a predicted model, not a curated record.